AUGUUAGGAAAAACAAAUAUUUUGGUUUAUAAACGCCCUUCUAUAGGAGUCAUAUCAAUUGGAAAUAAUAUUUGUGAACCUAAAGAAAAACUAGCCCCUGGCAAAAUCAGAGAUGCAAAUAGAUUCACCUUAAUUAAUUUGCUUAAAAAUUUCCAUUAUGAAGCAAACGAUUGUGGUAUAGCUAAAGACAAUCCUGAUGCAAUAAAGCAUGCUCUUGAACAAAGUUUUACUUGUAACGAUGUUAUUAUAACGAACAGUUUAAUGGGAGAAUUGGACAUGUUGAAACGGGUUCUCGUCGAAGAUUUUCAAGCUAAUAUAUAUUUUUGCAGGAUAAAGAUGAAACCCGGACACUACAAAGCAGAUAUGCAUGCCGGACCAUUCGAGGAACAAACGUCACAGCACGAGAAGUCCUCUGAGCUGCACCACCACCGUAAAGGUUCAGAAAAUCGCGCAGAAAACUUCCACAACCAAACGUCCGUAUCCUCCAAGCCUGCGAUCCCGACGAACUUCCUCAAGACCUACAAAACCUGCUGGACAUCUUCCCUCUGA
Molecule: messenger RNA, 549 nt
Organism: Phyllotreta striolata
Lineage: Eukaryota; Metazoa; Arthropoda; Insecta; Coleoptera; Chrysomelidae
Source: the annotation of a GenBank genome assembly